AUGAUAAAGGUUUCUCCGCUUCAGAAGGGGAAUAGUGUAUUAGACUAUCUCUCAAAUGCAACUUGGCACUAUGACAACUCGAUAACACCUGACUAUGAGGUAAAUGGCUCUGUCGCCUUGCUGUUUCUAUCUCUUCGCUUUCACAGUUGCAAGCCUGAGUACAUUUAUAAAAGAAUCAACAAGCUUAAGCCUUACAAAGUGCGGGUGUUGCUUGUUCAUGUGGAUGUCCCUAACUAUAGUAAGAUGAUCCGAGAACUCUUCAGGACCGUCUCCCUGACAAUGGUGUUGGGAUUCAGCGUGGAGGAAUGCUCUAGAUACAUCCAAGGGUUUGAUGCGGCUGGGAGAAGAUCGAUUGAUAUAAUAAGAAGGGGAAGCCGUGACGAAGAAGGGUUUCUGUGUUCUUUUCCAAAAGUAAACAAAAGCGAUGUUCAGCAGAUACUUAAAGAUUGUGGAACGCUUCAAAAGUUCUUUGGAAAGUCUUCUGAAGAGAUGGAGAGAAUUCAGGGUCUAGGAAAAAGCAAGGCUGAGGAGAUCAUUAAAUACCUUAAUAUGCAAUUUGAGUGA
Molecule: messenger RNA, 564 nt
Organism: Encephalitozoon romaleae SJ-2008
Lineage: Eukaryota; Fungi; Microsporidia; Unikaryonidae
Product: Ercc1-like DNA excision repair protein
Exons: 1
Coding region: 1-564 (187 amino acids)
Biological process (GO): meiotic mismatch repair; nucleotide-excision repair; UV-damage excision repair
Cellular component (GO): ERCC4-ERCC1 complex; nucleus; nucleotide-excision repair factor 1 complex
Molecular function (GO): damaged DNA binding; single-stranded DNA binding
Source: RefSeq, a predicted model, not a curated record